AUGCGAGGGCUACCGGCUAGAGGACGGAGCCGGCCAAAGAAGUUAGUCCGCCAUCGCCAGCAACAUCCAGUGCGCUUGGCAACACUUAACGUUGGGACGCUUACUGGAAGAAGUGGAGACUCGCUGGAAAGGCUCCAAGUCAAGGAAUUAGGCGAUGGCUACAAGCUCAUCUACCACAGCACAUCAAAUCGCAAUGGCGUUGGUAUCAUAUUGAACGAGUCGUUUAGAAACAGCGUCACAGCGGUGGAUCGACUAUCGGAUCACCUGAUGGCUGUAAAAGUAGACACAGGAGAAGUGGAAUUGCGAGUCGUCUCUGCUUGCGUCACAGGAUCGAAAGGAGCUAUUUUUCGCGUCCGUGGCUCCAUCUACACUUCCCCACCCUACUCGAAGUGUAGAGGAAAUGUGGUCGUCUACUUCCAGCGUUAUACGCUUGACCGCGGAGAACACUCUGGAAAAGACGGCUCUAGGACACGUCAGCCUGAAGAUCGGGGUGCUUACCUAGCGGCGAAGAGGGAGGCUAAGAAGGCAGUCUCCAAGGCGAAGUCGGACCGCAACAAGGCUGUGUACGACAUGCUUGAUACCAGAGAAGGCGAGCGGGCAGUGUAUCGUUUAGUCAGAGCGCGUCAUCGCUCGACGUUGAAUGUGGAGCACACCAAGAUCGUUAAGGGAGCUGAUGGAGCCGUUUUACGCCGCUCUUGUCAGACCCUGGAGAGGUGGCGAGAGUACUACAAUCACUUGUGUAACGAAGAGUUCUGUCAUCUUCCCAUCCCAACUCUUCCCAGCGUCGAGGGUCCUGUUCUACCAAUUACUGCCGUCGAAGUCAGUGCUGCCCUCGCAAAAAUGAAGUCGAACAAGGCAGUCGGUCCUGAUGACAUACCUGCUGAUGUCUGGAAGCUGCUAGGAGAUCGAGGGUCCGUGUGGCUCGCAACUCUAUUUAACAAGAUCGUUGCAGAAGGACGGACUCCAGACGUUUGGCAAAGUUACGUGACUGUCUGGAAAGGGAAAGGAGACAUUGCUGACUGCACUUCGUACAGGCCUAUACGACUGCUGUGCCAUACGAUGAAGGUUCUUGAGCGUGUCCUGGAAGCUCGUCUGAAGAAAAUUGUCAGCGUUUCACUCAACCAGUGCGGCUUUGUGAAGGACUGCAGCACUAUAGAUGCUAUCCAUGCGGCCCGUAUCUUCGUGGAGAAACAUCGAGAGAAGAACCGCGGUGCGCAUCUUGCUUUUCUCGAUCUCGAGAAAGCUUUCGACCGUGUUCCACAUGAGCUGUUAUGA
Molecule: messenger RNA, 1275 nt
Organism: Necator americanus (New World hookworm)
Lineage: Eukaryota; Metazoa; Nematoda; Chromadorea; Rhabditida; Ancylostomatidae
Exons: 4
Coding region: 1-1275 (424 amino acids)
Source: RefSeq, a predicted model, not a curated record